GUCAGUCCGCCGCGCCGCGACGAUAAAUCCGCUACUUCACAAUCGGUCGAUUUCAUCUUUAAGCCCUUUAAAUGAAAACGAAACCCGGUCACCCUUGAAGUCCCCAGUCGAAAAGACCCUUUUUAAAAACCGUAAGAACUUAGUGGAAUGUGCCAUUCAGUGUCAGUGGCUGAAAAGUGAGAAUUUCAGCGCAUCUAGUUGCCAUAUGAGGAUAAAAUGUUUCAAAAGCUGUAUGUGUAGCGUUUGUGACGUCACAGUGACCAUCACAAACGGCUACCCGAGCCACUGGCAUGCUGCUGCGAUCGCCGCGCAUGGCGAGGGAGUCACCCACCCCCAAAGCAUCGUCAGUGGCCGCCCCGAAUGCUUCUGCCGCCCCCGGUCAAGACUGUCCUGACGCCGCCGCGCUGCCUCCAUCCAGUGUUGCCGCACUGGAUCAGCAGCAUCAUGGCCACGGUGCGCAUGUGCUCGACUACGCUCCUGCGCCUGGGUGGACCGCGCAUGUUCAGCAGGAGACCGGAAGGCUCUACUACUGCAAUCACGUGACACGGACUGCAGGGUGGCUACCACCCGCUGAAGCAUGGAAAACCGGAGAAGAUGACCUGCCUUAUGGAUGGGAGAGGGCUCUCGAUGAUUCUGGACGAACCUAUUACAUUAAUCACAUCAACAAAACAACAACAUACGAGAGCCCGGUAGUGAAGAACCUAGAACCCCCACCUAAACCUGAACCUAGGACAGUCGUUUUAGAACGGUCACCAAGUUUAGGCUUUGGUUUUGUAGCUGGAUCAGAAAAACCUGUUAUCGUUCGAUUUGUUACUGAAGGAGGACCCAGUGUUGAUAAGCUUCUCCCUGGCGACCAAAUCCUCGAAGUAAAUGGAGAAGAUGUCUGCCAAGCCCCACGUGAACACGUGAUCUCAUUGGUCCGCGGUUGCCAGCGAUGCGUCAGGCUGACAGUCUGUCAACCUGCCGAAUCUCAGGGUGGCGGGCUAAGGAAAUCCACGUUGUUGUCGGCAGGCAAAAGGGCCAGGUUGAGGACGAAACCACCUAGGGUCAGAUUUGCGGAGAGCGUUUGUGUCAAUGGGGCACCUCUGUUUCCGCCAUCUGCAUUUUCUCUUGGAGACGUUUGCGUUCCACCGAUGGCUAACGUCCUCAAAGUUUUUCUGGAAAACGGCCAAACGAAAUCAUUCAAAUACGAUGCGUGGACAACCGUCCAAGACGUUGUCUCAUCUCUAGAAAGCAAAUUGUACCUGAAAGCUUCUGAACACUUCAGUCUUGUGGUAGAGCACAUAAAGUCUUUGAAGAGGAAUAAGUUGACAUUGUUAGAUCCGCAAGACACUUUAGCCAGGAUAGCGUCACGUCCAGGAGCCCACAAACUGCGCUGCCUCUUUAGAGUGUCCUUCGUACCUUCGUCUGCAGCGGCUUUAGCUCAAAAGGACCUCCAUGCCCUCGACUAUCUCUAUACUCAGUGCUGCAAUGACGUCGUUCAAGAACGGUUUGCGCCAGAACUUCAGCCUGAUACGGCCCUACGAUUGGCUGCAUUGCACGUAUACCAACACGCGAUGGCCAAUGGAGUACAGCAGGCUGCUAAGAUUACCGUCAAGGCAGUUGAACGUGAGUUCGGCCUGGAACGCUUCGUCCCUGGAUCCCUGUUGGAAGGCAUGAAGCGCAAAGAGGUACGCAAAGUUCUGGGCCAUUUCCUCAAACUUCACGCCACGAUGGCGUCAAGCGGUGGCAAGCAGCUGACGCAGCUUCAAGCGAAGCUGCACUAUCUGGACAUCGUAGCGCAGCUGCCCAGCUACGGCGCCAAAUGCUUCUCAGCUACAGCUACUGCUGGAUCAGGAGGAGAGAUUAUGGGAGAUACUGUGAUACUCGUCAGUCCCAAGUUUGGGAUUAGUCAGAUUACGGGGACCAGGAAUUCGGCAUUUCAGCCUAUUCCGAUUGCCUCGAUAGAAGACAUGGUUCGAAUAGAAGUGAAACAACUGGACGAAGUCAGUCGUAUGGUUAGAGUGCUAUUUCGAGACGAUAGACAUCUGGCUGUCACUUUGGAAGAAAGGGACGCUGGUGAGCUGGUAUUAGUUCUUGGAGGAUAUUACAAGGUUGCACUCAAGGGCGAAAGAGAGCUACCCAUUGAAUACGACAGCAGCUUGAUGCAGCUACAACAUAGAAUGGAAGAUUUGGCACCACCGUACUUAGCGCAACACAGGGUUGUACCAGAGAAAUGGAGUUAUAUUGCUCUGAACACCGUAAAGACUGCCUGUUUCGCCAUUCAACCCCCCUACCGUCCCAUCAACAAAAAAACCAACGGUCUCUACAACACAGUUGGUCGACAACCCACCCACGCCAGACCAACAUUGCACCACUUCAGCACCGACAACAACAUGAACAACAAUUUCGUUUCGAAUCGCAACCACCAGAUGGCAGCACAAGCAUCGAGUCGUCAGCAAAGGGGAUCGUAUGAUUUCCAGUCUGUUGUAUCUAUGGAGAUAUUGGAAAAUGAGACCGAUACUAAGAAUGAUGAGGUUUUGAGGCGUGUCCAAGAGAUGCAGCAACUAGUUCAAAACUCAGAACGCUACCUUAAUGAGCAAGAGCACUUACAGCAUCAGCAAAAUAGGUCAGGAUCCUCAGAAUGGCAGGAAACCAGUAUUGAUGUAGAAAGUGAUGGAGAUUGUGAACCUGGACAGUUGAAACACAGUGAUUCACUUUUGUUAUUGACGGGGAAAAAUCAUAAUGGAACACAGGAAUCUGAGGAUAUCAAAAACUCACUUUCGAAUAGCGUGGUGGAGCUAUUGAGACAGGAAAGUGCAGGGGCGUGUUCAGAAAGCGACAAUGAAUCAAUUUAUACACCGCACAGCUCUCCAGGACAUCGUACGAGACAGUUGCAGGAGGAUGAUACUAAAAUGCAUAGGAUUAGCUUUGGACUCAGAAGCCCAGACACAGGCCCCGAAUCAACUACAACAGAUGGCCAACCCCAACAGCACUCAACAACAGGUGCUGAGACUCCAACGUCAGCUGACUCUGUCGGGCCCGUUUACAUUUUUGACCCUGACAUCAUAGAUCUCACUCUGUUACCGCCACCUCAUACGCCAGAUUUGCUGGAACAUCCUACAAAUGUUGUUGAUGCCCAGCCACCGCGGUCUUUUGCUGAUAGUAUGGAGAGGCUUGAUCAUAUAGCUGGCGAUUCUGGCGAUCUAGAAGAAUUCCUAGCAAGUGUUACAGUGCCACCUCCCACUCAAAAAGUCACCCCCGCCGUGGAACUAACCCCUGAAGAAAUAAUGUCAUACAUUAUCCCCCCGCCACCCUCACAAGCCAGUCUGGAGAACCUCACGAAAGCAGGGGUGGAAGAAAAAGAUCGAGAAGAAGGAGAAACGAAGAUGGUAAAUGGAAGUCUGGAGGUUAAGGGGGAGAGGGAGAGAGUGAGAAGACAUAGUGAAUGUGGAGGGGAGAAGAAUAAUGUUAUAGAGUACGCUACUGUCGAUAGGAAAGGCCCCUUUUCAUGUUGCGGCAAACCAAAGCCCUCCCACUCCUCAUCACCGGUGUCUUCUAGCGACAUUGACGUUCGACCUCCGCCCAGACGCAGCUUGAACGAACGCCCACCAGACCGGCCACCCAAAAAUGGUCAAGCGAUGGCCGCCCAAAAUGGCCAAACGCUGACCGCUCCCUCACUGCCCGAAAGGCAAAGGUCGCACUCGCUGUCUGCCGUACCCCCAAGACCGGCUGCGCAAGCGCCACAGCAGCAGAAUGGAAAGGGGAAACAGGAUGGAAUGCCAUCCCACCUUUUUCUACCCCCUAAGAAACCCCCUUUGCCACCCGUACCCCCCUUGGAAGUUCUGCGCCAGAAGAAGACCCAUUUAGACGCUGUAAAUGACACCCCCUCAUUGCGUACAGCUGGAAUUGGUUCCCCCCAUUUGCAACGCACCAGGAUUCAAAGGCAGGACGUGGAACAAUUGGAGGCUGACCAAGUUUCUGGAGGGAAAGUGACUAGGAGUGGGAGUGUCAGAAGUAAUGGGAAAACUGCCAUCAGCACUCCUACGUCACCUUAUUUGGGUCGCGGUGGUGCUCCUCUGACCGCAGUUCCUGUUCAUUUAGACUCGCCGCCUCUCAGCAACGGUUGCGCAAUGGGAAAUCCUGCGCGAGAAACGCUGCUGACUCGCGCGGAUACCGCAGUCGCACGUCUAGCGGCGUCUUUAGAAAAGUCCGCUGCGCAGUGUGGAGCUGCGCAUAAAAGAGGAGGUGGACCCCUUAUAUCGGAAGAAAAAUUUCAGAGAGCCAAGGAAGAGCUAACCCAACAAUCUCUUCAACUAGUAACCUCAAGCAAAGUGCUGGUGGUAGCACUAUCAUCGUCGACUGAACCUGCUUCCGCCGCGCGAUCUGACGAUGCGACCAACGCUAGCAGCCUCUCCGAAAACCUGGCCGUUUGUGUAGCCUUAUUGCGACGUCUAUCGUCUCUUUGCGCAGAUAUGGCUGACCAUGCUACAGCGCCUUUGCAGACUAGAAACCUGAUUAUGAAGGUAUACGACGUGACGACUGCUUUCAGGCAGCUGUUAGCAGCUCCACCUGCUGGCGGGGUGGACUGGUCCUCAAAGUCAGCAGUUGAGGAGCACUUGACGGCACAAGCGGAAAGACUAGCAAACGUACUAGCUGCACUGUUGCGUACUCUCAGGGUAUUCUCUCCUUGAAAUACGGUAUCUGAAUGUUAUCGAAGGAAGAUAUGAAACAGUUGAAAUAUUUGCCAUCUGUAAAAAGAGUUCAUAAUUUGUUAUUCCAACACUUUUGAAAAGCUUGGAGUUCUCGUCCAGCUAAUGUGGAAGUGAAAAUGGCAACUGCUUGUCCAAAAAGUAUUUUUUAACAAAUCGUUACUUUGUUCACAUAAAAAGACGACUAUAAGCUUUUUUUACGAAAUUCGGAAUACUUUGUGUGGUUGCUAAUAUCCUUAAAAUGCAAACUAUACCUUUAUACCUACUUUGAUGAAGUUAUAAGAUCAAACGUUUGAAUGGUUGACGAAUCAUGUCAUUCCAAAAAUAAAUAGACUGUAUAAGAUCAAAAUAACCAUGAAAAAAAUCGUAACCAACAAGACUCAAGUAAGAAACUUAUGUAGGAGUGUUAGAAUCUUGUUUUACUGAAAAUGUAUUAUAUCCGGAUUUUUGAAAUUUUAUUAUGACUCCAGUAAUUAAUACUUAGUCAAAGAACCUUUCUUAUAGCCGUAAAUGUUAAUCAUUGUUUUGUGUUAUACAAAAAGCAAAAAAUAUAACUCAAUCUACGUUAAUUUUGCGUAGUACUACUAUAGGGCUGUCGUACAUUUGGCCACCGGUGUCAACGUCAGGAAAGCAACUAGUAGAGCAGCCACAAGUUGGGAUAGCAAAUUGAGUGUUCAAAUAGCCAAUUUCGAGCCACAAACCAAGGCAGCCGCUAAUUGUAAAUCCAAAGAGUGAUUAUAACUAGAGAAGACAGACAAGGCCACUAAAUUAAAGUCAGAUAGAGAGAGAUAGAGAUAACCAAGAUGUAACCAAGAACUUGGCGUCUAUCUCUGAUCUUUCUCAGGAUUUGUCAGAAGCCUGGCUACUGACUGGUAUCACUUUGGAUCACCCUUUAAAAGAAACAGUUUUGAUUUGGGGUCUGUCUUAUGGUAUCUACAAAUAUAUUACAGCUUUGUGUACUUACAUUUUCAUACUUCACAACUCUGAACAAAAGGUACAGGAUAUGUUUCAAAUAACAUAACAGGGACUUUAUUGAAUUAAAAUGGAUUGUUACAAAAAUGGCAUGCUGAAAGAUAUAAGGUUAAUUUAAAUUUGACCAAUCAGACAACGUCAUUUGUAAAUGAGCUGCCGCUGCCAUUUUUUGGGGGUGCGACAUGGUUGUCAUAUUGUGUACCAGCAACACUGCUUUGUUUCCCAGUCGCCCAUAUGAGUUUCACCCCCCUGGCUGAUGGCCUGUAAACACGUAUUUUGUUAGAGAUAAAUGCCGUGUUGCCAGGUGGAUAAUUCUUUUUGGAUGAACUUAAGGCCGUAUCUUUAGUGGUUCCUACAAUUGUAGUACACCUUCAUGGUCUCCUUGAUUUUCAUAGUUUUCUACUGUACUGUGCCAGCGCUCUAUUUUGAGAUUAUGUUACAAAUAUCUAUUUGCAUCAAAUUGUUCAUGCUAUUGAUUUAUAUCAUCUGUUAUAUCAGCCUGAAAUUCAAAAAGAAUCUUACAAUAGCGCUGACGCUGACACGGAACAGUAGAUAUCUAAUAAUACUUCAGUCUUUUUCUGAAGGAGGGAAAAGGGUAUCAAAAUCAAGGAGGCCAUAAAGGCGUCCUUCAAUUCUAGGUACGACUGACGAUACGGGCCUCAUUGUCCAUCACUCGUAAUGGAAGCAUCUUUUGUUCAAAUCUACUUUUGUUUCGACAUUAAUUCAUGGUGAGGAUAUUUACCAUACAGUUGCAGCCUAGGGAAUAUAUUUUUCUUUCAAUAAAGUUUUAAAUAACAGUUUCCACGAAUGCUCUUGGCAUCAUGAAAAUAUAUAAGUUACCCUGAAAACAUAAUAAAAAGAAAUGUCAGUUUGAAAAUCUUUUUUUUUCAGCCUAAAACUGACAUAAUUGUUAUCUAGACAGCCUGGCAUUAAAACGAUAUAUUCACUUAUUACGUAUGUCUUUUAGACACAACCACCACAAAUCGGAAAAGAACUGAACUCAGCUCAGUAUAAGUUUUGUAAACAUUUUGCAAGCUUGGCAACACCGCCUCGGUCAUUUAUGAGCGAAAUUCGUGUAUUAUUGACACAAUGUCAAACUAUCUAUGAGCGAAUCGUCAUACCAAACCAGCAAUAGCUCAAGAACCGACAGCAAAUUUUUGGCUACACCAUCGUGUUCUGAUAUGAUACGAUUAAAACUGGUCAAAUCUUGAGUAUUUUGAUAACUAAAUAUCGAAAUGUCUUCUCUUGAUAUAACUACUCUUUGGUGCCACCGUGGCUAGCCCGAUAAACUGUAAAAAAAGUCCGUAUGUAUCGCAGAGGUAGCGAUAGUUGAUCAGACAAAAACUUUUGAUUAUAUAUUUUUGUGAAUUUACAUCCUUGUCAAAGCUGCACACUCACCAUAAAAUUAAAUACGAAGAUCGGGUGAAAUGUUCUCGGCCUGACAAAGAAAUGACGUUCCAGUCAGCCAAUAACUCAUAAUUCCUUGUUGGAUGUCCAUGUAACUUGUUUGAUAAGCUUCAACUUAUUCUCAAGUAGUUUAUUCACACGAUUUAUUUAUCGUGCACGCCUUGCGUGGUGUCCAUCAAGAUGGAUAAAAUUGAAUUACGUGCUAUUGUCAAAUUCCUCAUGUUGGAAGAAUUAUAUCACAAAAUGCAAGUUCAGAGUUAUUUAGGAAAAUGUUAUUUGAUUUGAUAUAUUUUCCUUUAGUUUAUGGUUCUGACUCAAAUCAGAAAAUAUUGAAUUAGUCUUGGGAUACUGAAAAAUUAUUAGUUUCUUAGAAAAAGUGCAAAAAGAUGUACAUUAACUGAAAAUUAAACUGAGGUAGAAUAAUAGAUACGUGGAAAGAAGCGUCAACUACUUUAUUAUUUGAAACAUAAUAUUAACAAAGUGUACAAUAUUAAAAGAUACGCGUUCAAAGUGUAAUUAUUUUCUUCUUUGGAUUUGGUAAGUUCAGUUGUUCUUCUCCUUCGUAAUACCAUCAGUAUUCCUUAUCUACAAACUUUAUUUGAUUAUUGAGAUUGUUUUAGCUUUUCUAUAGUUAAACCUCCAAACUUUUCUGUUAUCUUUAUUGGCAGAAAUUUAGGGCGGUCCCGGUUUUUUACAUUUUAGUUCUCAAAUCAACCUUUAGGGAUGGCGUGUAUUUUUUUACGCCGACGCUGCCACACAGGCAGUAGCCUAAAUGCCUGGGCUGCUAUGAGGAGCUUCAGGAUAUCCUGUUAAUCCAAUUUUUGGACUGCUUGAGGUUAGGAGAACUGGGAAAAGUCUCCUUAUGUAGAUUGUUCCACACUAUCGAUACUCUAGGGGCAGAGGAGCGGUCGUAUCGGUCAGCUAUGAUGUAUGAACUUAGACACGGUUAAGGUGCACACACGGUUAAGCGGGUCUGAUUGGCAGGCACAUGGUGAGGCGGCAUCACAGAGGAGAUCUUGGAUGAGCAAAGCCUGUUGGGUAUAGCGGUUGAAGAGAGCUAGGUCGUUGACGGCCCGCCGGUGCGAAAGGGUCCCGAGACUGUCCAUUAGAUAAGAGUCAUCGAUCAGUUGGAUAGCCCUCUUCUGAACAACAUCGAGCAUGGAUAGUGUACUUGGGGCUACACCACCCCAGACGUGUGAGCAGUAUUCGGCGCUAGGUCUUACCUGGGAAUUGUACAUAGUGAGAAGGUCGUGUGGAGAAAAUCACUUCUUAGCCUCGCUUUUUCCCAGUAGCUGGCGAUAUAGGUCAGAUGUGUUUGUGCCAGAUUAAGUUCUCGGUAAUCUGAACUCCGAUCAGCCGAUAUGAACGGUUCUUUGAUAGAACUCGGCAAUCCAUCGAAACCGAAUGAGCGAUAGGGCGUUUCUGUCUUUUGGAAGCAUUACACUCUACCAGAUUGUUGCGUCCCCAAGCAGUGAUAACCUCCAGGACUCUCGUCAGAGAUGAAGUCGCUGCUAGUCUUUUUCUCUCCAGCUCGCUGGCAGAAAUCGGCUUGUAGCUUAACUUUCAGCAGUACAACUUGAUACGUGUUUGACACCGACUAGACUCUCAAAACAUAACCUCAAAGGUGGUAUGUCAUCAGCAACUAACAUAUCCAUAUACCCUAUUUCACGAGUAUACAUCAUGCUUUGACGUCUACUCGUGAAAUAGGGUAUAGAUACUUGUAGUUGAUAGAGGUAGUAUGUCUCUUAUCAGUUUAAUAUAGCUCUUUUAUCAACUGAAAUAAUAGCAGAACUCAGCGCCAAAAUAGUGGAACCAACACGGCCGAACACUAUUCCUCCUCUUCUUUGAUUAAGUAGGUUUGAGGGGAGAGAAAUGUUUCGUAGAUUAUUUUUUGUCAGAACAACGUACUUUUCACAAACAUGUGUUAGCAAUUGGAAAUCUGGGAGAUUUGAGUUAUGUUUUGCAAGACUAUUACUCGUAUUUUCAUGAUUUGACACUUUCAGACUUCCGACUAUUCCCUUUGGAGAUAUUUCUUUCUGACAAGCGCUUCUGGUUCGAUGAAGACGUUGAGAACGUCGUAGAUGAAUAUAUAUUAUGUUGAAAAAUAAAAUAAUUUUUUAACUGAAAAACGUCUUUCAUUGUCGGUCUAAGGAUUUUUCAAAUUACACUCGUAAAAGGGUUAUUGUCUGCUCUGCCAUCGAUAUAUUUUUGAUUUAGCCUCAACUGGUGUCGACUUCUGUUGGCUUAAGCGUGCGGAAACUUUUAGACAUGGUGUACGUCCAAUGAAUAUUGGAUGAGUAUCUACUUUUUUUUUAGUUUGCAAUGACUAUUAACCCUUAAAGAAAGUAUAACAAAGUAGUUAUUAAAUUAAUACAUUUGUUGAAUAGAUGUAUAUGUAUCCAAAGGUAUUUAAUGCUAGAGAAAAAUAAAAAGUAGUAUUUUUACUGUUUUUCUAGUCAUUUUGUUUUAUAAUCUUUAAGUUUUAUGAUUUUUUUUCUAGGAUUAAUAUGUGACCAAAUAAUAAGAAUAUACAUGUAAGAUAAGUCUGAAUAAUUGUUGAAUACUCCUUAAACAUGUGAUAUAUUAUAAUUGUUUUAGUCGUAUUUAUACAUAUAAGAAUAUAGGUGUGUAACGAACAUAUAUACAGAAAAUAUUUAAAACAUAAUGGUCCAGUAACUUUUCCGAAGUAUUUAUUCCAAAUAUUUAUAGUGCAAUACUUUCCAGAUGCAGUUUAAAAAAUCUACAGGCCAAAAGUCAGGUAAAUGUUUAGGGGGCAUUUUGAAUUUUGAGAUAGAGGCUUUUGAUAUCGUGAAUGAAAAACUAAACAAUUAAUUUUCCACGAAAGCCGUAUGUCAGCGAAAAGAACGUCAAGAGACCAGAUCUACUUGAAAGCAAUUGAAAAUUAUAAAAGCAAUAUUUGUUACGGAAAGAAAACAAUGGCGAGCCUUAUUUUACCCAUUUUACCGUAUUUCAAAAUACCUAAAGUAUACAAUAAACAACAAUGGCGUGAAGUAGGUUGACUCUGCACUUCCCACGCAACGCUGUCAUCAGUUCAUAGAGGAUCAUGUUCGGUACAAGUUAGAUCCUAUGAGAAAAAGUUAGCAACGAACAUGAAAAACGGAUCAAGUCAGUCAAACAGGUCCAUACAAUUAGUACACGGACUUUUUUCCUAUCCUACCGGUGGUACCGCCCAUCUGGCAACGUCGCCCUUCCGCCAUACCUUACCGUUCUAUGUAUCCACUCUUCAGACUCGGCAGCUUAGUAGUGACACAACGAUAUUCAAAGGGGAGGCUAUAUCGCCGGUCAAGACUGAGAGAGAAGCGUUUCGAAGAUGCUUGAGUGAUUUUUAUUAUUUCAAGUUUGUGCCUCCAGCUCCGCCGCCACAAGAUCGAUUUUCAAAAACUAAAAAGGUUAUUCGUCGUUCGUCCGAGUAGUAGAAGGAUUAGCGUCCCUUAAAAUGUUUGCCUAGCUUUUGGAACACCCUGUAUAUAUUAUGCCUAGGUGCUUCACUUGAAAAUAGUGGAUGAUUUCUUGAUUGAUCAGUUCGAUAGUUGAUGUUCUGCUACUGUUUCAGAAAAAGUUGUAAGGACAUUUUAAGAAACGAAUAUGAUAUAUCAUCGCGUCAUUGGUAUUAAGAUGAAAAACGAAUUUCGAGCUUCGUAACUAUACUGCAGCUUUUCCAACUAUAUGAUGCUUGUUAAGGGAUUGAGUGUGGAUUUGAAAGUAUAAGACUGAUGCUUUAGUGUAGAUAAUUAGUUGUGACUUUAGAUGAGGUGCUAUACUGACCAUAUGAGAUACUAAGGAGUGUUUGCAUUGGUAUUUGAUUUUAUAUAGUAAAAUUGCCAUAUCUGCUUGCUUUUUAAUUCCUUAACACUUAAAGACAUUUUUUGAACUGGUGGUGUUUUUUGGAAAUGUUCUAAAUAAAUGGACUUCGGUCAUUAUAUUACGUAUUGACUUUAACAGAUAUUCAUAUUAUAUUUGAAAAUCUGCAUUUUUGCAUAGAAACAAAUCGUUUUUCGUUAUUACAUAUGAUUUAUACAAGGAGUACCAUCUUAAAGUUACUGGACUAUAAAAAUUUUGUGAACCUUUUAAAAACAUAACAUUUCUGGAGUUUUGUUUCCAGAACAAAAUAAAAAAAACUGUUUUACUUGUUGAAUAUGCUUUCGUUUUAUUUUAAAAAAAUAAGUUUGGAAUCAAUUUGUAGAAAAAAACUGUUUUACUUGUUGAAUAUGCUUUCGUUUUAUUUUAAAAAAAUAAGUUUGGAAUCAAUUUGUAGAAAAUGUUGAAUUUCGUUGUAGGUGUUGUCCAACUUUUCCACAAAUUCUGGUAUCUAUUGUUGGAAUUUGUUGAACUUGGCAUUUUUGAACGCGGGAUGCCCCAGAUACAAGUCAUUUUUGCUUUGGUCCAACAUGGCUGCUACUUAUCAUUUUUAACUAAAAUACAUUCUGUGACAUUACUUCUGUAGGAUUACUGAUUUUGUAAUAAUUUUGAUUCUGUGCCAUUGUUGGUCAAGGAAAACACAAAUUCGAUUGAGAGUCGAUCUUUAGGAAUAACAAUUAUCAAUAUUUAAGACAUAUAUUUUUCGUCUAUUCAUCGAUUUUAGUAAUGUUACAAUGCAGUCAUGUUAGAGAGACCAAUGCAAUCACAAAUAAGAGGCAUUCUGUGUUUUUAAAAAUCUUAAGAAUAUGAUUGCACAUAAGUUCCGAAAUCAUGGAAAAAUCAAAAUGUAACUUAUAUACACGUGAUUCCAAUAGGAAUAUCUGAAUACCGACUAUUUGUUAAAAUAAUUAUACAAUGUAUUAUGUAUAGCGCCCAAAGUAUAAAGUGGCUAGUCAAGGAACCAUGUACAAUAAUCCAAAAAAUGAACGAACAUUUAAAAAAGUUACCUUCGUUUCAGUUUUUUCUCAUUUUUGAUGUUUAAGGAGAAAUGUCAUCUUUGUGCAACACAAAAUUAUUAAAAUUAGCAUAAUUGACUAUAUUUUCAAAAUUAACAUGCGGAUAUUUUAGGGCUUUUUGUAACACAUACCAUCGCUACGUUUUGUCAUAUUUUUUAGCUAAAUUGCUAUUAUUUUUCAUACUGUUUGCAGCUGAGACCCCAGUGAAAUUUGUUUUGUAAAGAUCAAGGGCUAAGAGUAAUUUGAGCUGAGUUUUGCAUAUUGAGAUUGAAUAUGCAUUCAUCUGCAUUACACCAAGUAAAAUUUAACCUUCGUAGUUUUUUGUAUACAGAAAACUUAAGUGCAUCAUAGCACUGAAUGCUAGGAUUUUUGCCUCAAAUAUAUUUACGGUAUGGAUACAAUUUCUGUCACAUACAAUUAUUGUUCAGUUUAUUUAUGAGUUGUACAAAGAUG
Messenger RNA from Acanthoscelides obtectus, 12418 nucleotides. The record is from the annotation of a GenBank genome assembly. Lineage: Eukaryota; Metazoa; Arthropoda; Insecta; Coleoptera; Chrysomelidae.